Molecule: messenger RNA, 2277 nt
Organism: Oncorhynchus nerka (sockeye salmon)
Lineage: Eukaryota; Metazoa; Chordata; Actinopteri; Salmoniformes; Salmonidae
Product: mucin-2-like
Exons: 11
Coding region: 171-2180 (669 amino acids)
Source: RefSeq, a predicted model, not a curated record
CCAUUCAGUCGCUACAAGAGUGAGGUAGCUAUAUCAACAUCAUGGAGAAAGAGCAUAUUUUGUAGUAUGAGACCUGUAGAUGUCACAUUGUCCUCUCACUCAGUCGGGCGACAGAGAGGGGAUGUAAGCUACAGUUUAAUAGAGAGGUCGGAGAGAUUAGUUCAAGGGACAUGUGGGUCAUUGAGAACGGGCGAGGGCCAGAGCCUUGCUGGGGGAACAGACUGGACAGAGAACAGCAAGACCAGAAUAACCAUCCCACCAGGCUCCUGGCCCGGCCCAGACAUCCAGUCAACACCAUCACCUGGCAACAUGGCUCCUGCACAGCACUCCACCAGGACAGGGCACCUUGUUAUCUGUCCUUUGUCAGCAAGGCCAUCUUGUGGGAUCGAGGACUCUACCACUACACAGACCACACUGUCCGUGAUGGACGUCCUUCUCUGUGUCCUCGUUUCCUGGUUCACAUGAAGGCCUGUCCUGCAAACCUCAGAACCCCACAUCUCCUAUCCAGUAACCCCAGGCCACGUCCUCCUCGCCAGGAAUUGACCCAACAAAGACACACCCUUGGCGGCCUGAAGACGCAUUCAUGUGCAGACUCCAGGAGCCUGCAGCACUGCAGCACCACCAGAGGGAGGCGCUUAGCUGUUGUUGUUCCCUGUGUACCAGUGCCAGUCUCCCCCUCUCCCAGCAGAGCCUCCCCUGAGCUCUCAGUCUGUCCAAGUCCAACAUCCUCUACUGUCACCGACUCUGGGCAGCAGGGGACUGGAUACAACCCUGCUCCAUCAUCAGCCCUACCUCAUGUCCAUACUCAGAAAGGAGAGAAGGAAACAGAUGAUGGUGUUAAAGAGAUGGAUGAAGGCACUUCGGCUUCCUCAGGGGCCUUCCGCCCUCCAAGGCCAGACCAGGAGCCCAAUUCUGGUCCUGAGGACAUAGACCCCUCAGUUUCUCCAAUCCCUAGUGUCUGUGAGGGUUCUCUCUCAGACUUUAGCCGCCCACCAUCCAGCCAGUUCAGCCGAAGCACAGACCUGGGUAGUGGCCGGAGCAGUCCUCUGUGUGCGAAUCUGAGUGACCUGGACUCAGAGGGUGGCUCUCCUCUCUCCCAGCAUGGCUCCUCUUCCAUGUCCCUGUCUGCUCUGGCCUCCUGCACCCCACAUGACCCCCCAGCACACCAGCCCCCAAACCCAGCCCCUCACCACCCUCAACACCAUCCCCUCCCUCACCAGGCCCAACACUGCCCACCUGACUGGACCACCACGGAGCCCCAGCCAGGCCAUGUUCUCCCACCCUACCCAGACCCAUCCCUGGACCCCAACCCAGACCCUACUACCCUAGCUUUCCCAUCAGACACCUGGAAGUCCUGCCCCAGCCCACAACAGUGCAGGAUAACUACCCGACCAGGGUCAGGGUUAGGGUUAAGUUUGACCUCAUCUCCUGUGGUGGUGGAGAGGCAGGACUGGACAUCACACCGCUGGUCAGUCCUUCCCCCCAUCUCUCCUGUCAGAGGUGGCAGUGACACAGUGUCCUCCUGGUCCCGCUGUUCUCAGGUCAGCUCUAGCCAGUCCCAUGUGUUUGAUGAACUGGAGGCCAUCGCCCCGCGGACCGGCUCCUGUCUGUCCCUAGAUCAGCCACUCAGCCCAGCAGACUGCAGCCCACCUGGUACAGAGAUGUCCCCAGGCCUGGCUGCUCUGACAGUGGGCUGUGACUCAGGGGACCUGGGCUCCCUGUCCCGUGUGCAGCUCCUGCUCCUGGACCGGUCGGACCCUGUGGAGCCCCACUGGCUCGCUGGUCAGGACAUGUACUCCCCAACAGAGGACGGAACAACGGGCCACACAGCGGCGCUCCGAGCCAGAAGACCUCUUAGUCCAACGCGGUAUACUACAGGCGUCCUGCAGCCCCUCACAGCUGGCAGCUGUGGAGACGGCAGUGUGUCUGAGAGGUGUGUCGCCACAGGCAAAGUCCAGGGACGGGGUGAGCACACAAUGCAGUCCCACACCGAGGAUGGUUCCAGGUCACCAUCGUCAUGGAUCAGUGAUUCCAGUCCAUCAGGCACCAUAUCCGGGUCCACCAGUUCCCAAUGCGAGUCCUGCUGUGAUGGGGAGGAGUCCGAGGGAAGUGACCAAACCAGCCAGGCCCUUACCACCUUAAAUGACAGAGGCCCCAGCCCAGACCAGGGGUUCCAGUGAAGGAGGAACCUGGUUGCCCUGAUCGGGGGAGCGAGGCUGGGCUUCCACAGGGGUCAGGAGAAGGCCCGGGAGGCUGGAGCGCAGGAUGAGGGAGAAG